UAUUCUAGAACAACAUCACAAAAAUUAGAUGAAUUUGAUCUUCCAACACUUGAUCUAUCUGAAGAACAAAACACAGAAGAAUUAUCAAGAAUGGAAAUUCAUCAACUGCAUGUAAAUAUAAGAACCCAAAAUAAUCAUAAUUAUAAUUUUAGCAAUUAUUUAUUAAGUAUCAGAAAUGGAACAGAACCAACUUAUAAUAAUAAAAUGAUUCGUAUUCCUAAUUAUAUGGUUAUACCUUGGAAAAAUGAAAAGUCUUUACAAGCUCUUAUCGAAUAUAUUUAUCCGAAUUUAACUGAACAUCACCUAGAUAUUUCUUAUUUUACUGAGUGUGCUAUUCUUGCAGCCAAGAAUGAAUAUAUUGAUCAUAUUAAUGAUAUGAUCUUAGACCAAACACCUGGUGAUAUUAUAACAUACAAAAGUUAUGAUUCUGUUCCUGACGAUACAC
Molecule: messenger RNA, 445 nt
Organism: Racocetra persica
Lineage: Eukaryota; Fungi; Glomeromycota; Glomeromycetes; Diversisporales; Gigasporaceae
Source: the annotation of a GenBank genome assembly